Molecule: messenger RNA, 2475 nt
Organism: Oxyura jamaicensis (ruddy duck)
Lineage: Eukaryota; Metazoa; Chordata; Aves; Anseriformes; Anatidae
Gene: ABHD17C
Product: abhydrolase domain containing 17C, depalmitoylase
Exons: 3
Coding region: 263-1195 (310 amino acids)
Biological process (GO): protein depalmitoylation
Cellular component (GO): endosome membrane; plasma membrane
Molecular function (GO): palmitoyl-(protein) hydrolase activity
Source: RefSeq, a predicted model, not a curated record
CUAUUUUUUUUUUUUUUCCAAAUUUUUAAUUUUUUAGGGCCUGGUCGUGCUCACGUUUUGGGCGCUUUUUAUUUUUCUAAGCGCAUUUUCCUGCCCCGAAGAGCCCCCCCCCCCCCCCCCCUCGGGCUGUUUGCCUUCUGGGAGGGCCGCAGGGAGGACGGUGCGCGGGUUGGGCCGGGGGACGGCCGCGGGCUGCAGCCCAGCACAGGUCCGCGGUGGGGGUUUUCUUUCUUCAUUUCUUUUUUCUCCUCCGGCGUCUCUGAUGCCAGAACAAGGCCCCAGAAUGAACGGUUUCUCUCUGGGCGAGCUCUGCUGGCUCUUCUGCUGCCCGCCUUGCCCCAGCCGCAUCGCUGCCAAGCUGGCCUUCCUGCCCCCGGAGCCCACCUACACCGUGCUGCAGCCCGAGCAGCAGCAGGAGGCCGGGGCGGCCGCCGGGGCAGGGACCCCGACGGGAUCGGGCACCUGCAGCCUGCACCUGAGCGAGCGGGCGGACUGGCAGUACUCGCAGCGGGAACUGGAUGCCGUGGAAGUGUUCUUCUCCCGCACGGCCCGAGAUAACAGGCUGGGCUGCAUGUUCGUGCGGUGUGCCCCCACCGGCCGGUACACGCUGCUCUUCUCGCACGGUAACGCCGUGGACCUGGGCCAGAUGUGCAGCUUCUACAUUGGCCUCGGCUCCCGCAUCAACUGCAACGUCUUCUCUUACGACUACUCCGGCUACGGGGUGAGCACCGGCAAGCCCUCUGAGAAAAACCUGUACGCAGACAUUGAUGCAGCCUGGCAGGCCCUCAGGACAAGGUAUGGCGUUAGUCCUGAGAACAUUAUUCUGUAUGGUCAGAGUAUUGGUACUGUCCCUACAGUAGACCUGGCAUCUCGGUACGAGUGCGCAGCAGUAAUCCUUCAUUCUCCUUUGAUGUCUGGAUUACGGGUAGCUUUUCCCGACACUAGGAAAACCUAUUGUUUUGAUGCUUUUCCAAGCAUUGACAAGAUAUCUAAGGUAACCUCUCCUGUGUUGGUAAUCCAUGGUACCGAAGAUGAGGUGAUCGAUUUCUCCCACGGCCUGGCAAUGUACGAGCGAUGUCCACGAGCAGUAGAGCCCCUCUGGGUGGAAGGGGCUGGGCAUAAUGACAUAGAGCUUUAUGCACAGUACUUAGAGAGACUAAAACAGUUCAUAUCUCAUGAACUUCCCAACUCCUGAAGAAGCCUACCUGAUUUUACCUCAGUUACUGUGAACGGAAGAAAUUACCUGUUUUUGCACAUGCUUUAACUGGAUAGCUGUAAUAGCUUUAUACUAUGAAGAAAUGCCCUGUAUUUAGGGUGUUCUAAUCAAACAUCUGAUGAAAUUUGUCUUUUAUAUCUGGAAACUAUUCUACUAAUGCACACAAUAUGGUCAACUACUGUAAUUCCAACAAUUUUUAGCUUCAUUGCCCUGAAGGAAGUGGGGAAUACUAGCUGCUUAUGGGGACACUUUUUACCUAGUGCUGUAUUCAUUGAAGAUCAGUUUUCUGUCUCACUUCUGAUUGUUUAUAGUUCUGUCCUACAAAGACUUUUUUUUUCCAAUGUUCUCAAUGUGUAGAACAUAACUGUUAUGAGCUACAGCUUCUUCUAAACAAUCAGCCAUGGGUUCAAUCUAAGGGAGUACUUUCUUUGUAAAGUUUCUAGCUGUGGUAUUGUAACUGGAAAGUUAUUGUGAUGAAGUUCCUCCUCCCUUUUAGUGUUCUUUUUUUAACUUACUGAUCUUCCCAAGUAAAUUAUUUAAAUAUACUUUUUCCUGAUAAUAAACAAACUACUAUAUGGGGCUAAACUCUGUAAUGACUUCUCCAUUACCUUGUAUAAACAUAACUGGAAUAUUCUCAAAGGAACUAUGGACAAAAUUGCUUUUGUUUAAAAAUAAAUGUGUAAAUUUACUACUAGAAAACUCAUUUUAAUAUUCAGAUGGUCUGAAUAAUAGCCAUAACAGACAUUUCCUUCUGUAAAGCAUUCCUGUAGACUUUUUAAAAGUACUGUACAUAUUUGAAUUUACAUUGUGCAUAGAUUCUUAAUUGGUAGUUUUAAUUUAAGUCUAGCUACAAUAAACUGCGAAAUUCUGGUUUGUAUAUGAUUGAAUACAUUUUGUUAAAAUAUGUUUUUAUCCCUAUAUUAUUUUGCUAUUAAAGUUUUAUAAAGUUUCCAGGACAAAAAAUUUACACAUUUAUGUUUUGAUGAAUUUAUGUAACUAAAUUUUCAUUGAGCUGAUCUUUUUAGUUUAGGAGUAAUUUGAUUCUUUGACACUGGAAUCGCACAGAUUAUGCAUCAGAAAUGCAAAACAUGUAAUUGUUACACUACUAGCAUAGGUCUAAUUUUUCCAAAUUUAAAGGCCUUAAAUGUACUGUAAGCCUCAGAUUGUUGUAUAAAUUGAUCGCGAUUGAUUGCAGUUUGUGUCCUGUUGCUAGAAUGCAACACAGUGGUUGUAAUGGAAUAAAGGAUGCAUGGAUUAGA